GCUAUGAGGAAGAGAUAUGGAGAGAGAUCAUGGAAACACACCUGAAGCCCAGAGUCAGAGCAAUAAUAAUAUCUGGUGGUAGUGGUCUGUCAACACAUUGAACCAAAGGGUGGAACAUACCCAGCCAAGAUGGUGCCCAGAGCAGCAACGACCCACUCAACCGAGUUAAAGCCCAGGAUGCCGACGCCAUGGAAGCGCUGCAGACCCAGCUGGAGAGAACAAAACCACAAGAAAGAUGCAUCAGCUCUUGGCCCCCACUCCUGGCAUCCCCUUGUCCCCUGGUCUGUGAGCUUCCUGUCUUUCCCUGGCCGACUCCACCACCAUCCACAUUCCUUUCGAGGAGCCAAAUACCUACUGUGUACAGCUAGUCCUCUGCCCCCUGUAAUUGUGUGUGUGAACAUUGGUGUACUGGAUCUGCGUUGUGGGGAUGACUGACCCUAGGGAACAAGGUUACCAUAGGAGCAUCAUGCCUCUCCUGAAAACAAAAACCAUCUUGAGGAACAAAAUUCACAGCACGAUAUCAAAGAAGGCACGAGCAGGAAACUUGGAGGCGAUGCGCUCAGGUGACAAGUACUGGACAUGUAAGCGGGAAGGCCAGGUGCAGCUGCGCAUGGGCAAGAACCCAUUAGAGAACGAGCCUCCGGUCACAGUGCCGGACUUGAUCAUGAGCGCGGCCACAAAGUACUCACACUACCUGGCGAUCGGCUCCAAGUACAAGAAGAGCUGGCAGGUGCUUACCUACAUCGAGUACUAUGAGGCCUGCCGGCGCGCUGCCAAGGCCUUUCUCAAGGUGGGCCUGGAGCGCUUCCAUGGUGUGGGCAUCAUGGGAAUCAAUUCCUCGGAGUGGGUGAUUGCCAGCAUUGGAGCUAUCAUGGCAGGUGGCAUCUCUGUGGGCAUCUUGAGCAGCAACUCUCCCAAGGCCUGCCAAGUCAUCGCUGAGACCUCAGAAAUGGAUAUCUUUGUGGUCGAUAAUGACAGACAGCUGCAGAAGGUUAACCAGAUCCAGGGCUACUUGAAACAUCUCAAGGCCAUCAUACAGUACAGAGAAGAUAUCCAGGAAGUGCAGCCAAAUUUAUACUCGUGGAAAGGGUUCCUGGACCUCGCAGACGGCAUCUCAGAUGAAAAACUGGACCAGAUCAUCGAUGCACAGAAGCCCAAUCAGUGCUGUGCUUUGGUAUACAACCAGGGUACCACAGGAAACCCAAAGGCCAUAAUGCUGAGUCAUGACAAUAUCUUGGAUGUUUGGGUGGCAAUCUCCGUGGCUGGGACAGUCUAUUUCCCCUCACUAGAGUCAGGGCAGUGGAGUGGGCUACCACGAAUCUCUGGCACGGGCUUCCUGAUGGAGUUGCUCCGCGAGGUCCAGCCCACCACAUUCUGCGGCAUCCCGUGGGUGUGGGACCGUAUGCUGGACAGUCUGAAGACCAAAUACCUGGACUCCACUGCCUUCCGCAGGAAGAUUGACCGCUGGGCCAUGCGCAUGGGCCUCAGUACCAACAAGAGGCAGAUGAUGGGGGGGAUCCACCAGCCGCUGUGCUUCGGCCUGGCUAAGAGAUUGACCUUCAAGCCGGCCAAGAAGUUCCUGGGUCUCAACCACUGCGAGCAGUUUCUAAACGUGGGCAUGGGGCUGCCGAGGAGCACGCUGGAUUUCUUCCUCAGCGUGAACAUUCCUAUCUUGGAGAUGUACGGCUUGUCAGAGUGCACGGGACUGCACACUCUGUCUAGCCUCCAGGCUUACCGGAUACUGAGCUCUGGGAAGGCGCUUCCCAAAACCCACACAAAGGUGGAGAAGGAAAACCAGGAUGGAGUCGGGAAUUUGUGCAUCUGGGGCCGCCACGUAUUCAUGGGGUACCUCAGAGACAAGCAUGGCACAGAAAGGAAGGUGGACAACCAUGGCUGGCUACACACGAACGACCUGGGCUUCUUGGAUUUUGACAAAUACCUCUUUGUCAUGGGGAACACUAACGAUUUGAUCAGACUGAGCUCAGGGGAAAUGGUCAACCCGCUCCCCAUCGAGGAGCGGGUGAGGACCCGAAUCCCCCUUGUGCGUUAUGCCAUGCUGGUGGGCCAGGAUGCCCCGUACCUGUGCGCUCUCCUCACAUUGAAGUGUCAAAUAAAUCCAGAAACUGGAGAAGCUCAGGGUAACCUGACCAGUGAGGCUAUAGCUUGCUGUCGGAAACUUCGAAGCCAGUCCACCUGGUUGUCAGAUGUCCUAUAUAACCGUGACCCUUUGGUCACACAGUUCAUUGACCAGGGCAUCCAGGAUGUGAAUUCGGAGGCGCCCUCAGUGGGCGCCAAGAUCAUUAAGUGGGUCAUUCUAGACAACGAUUUCUCUGUGGACGGUGGGGAGCUUGGACCCAUGAGCAAGAUGAACAGGUCCACUGUGAUCAAGAUAUACCAGGAGGAAAUCCAGAAACUUUAUGAGACUUCAACCUCCUAGGAACCCCAUGCACCCCAAUCUUCAUUCAAGUGCUGGCACUUCGUCUCCUUCAUCCUGCUUACUGGGGGACAAUUUCUACAAUGGAGGGAGGGAUCCCUGUGAGGACCCUGGGCAGAAAGGCACAUUCUGCCCUCUAGAGUUGGUAUUUGAAUUGUAAAGAAAUUAAAUGUGUUCACUAAA
Messenger RNA from Rattus rattus (black rat), 2617 nucleotides. RefSeq names its product long-chain-fatty-acid--CoA ligase ACSBG2-like. Bases 428 to 2437 code for a protein of 669 amino acids. Gene Ontology annotation, cellular component: endoplasmic reticulum; membrane. Lineage: Eukaryota; Metazoa; Chordata; Mammalia; Rodentia; Muridae. Gene Ontology annotation, molecular function: long-chain fatty acid-CoA ligase activity. The record is from RefSeq and is a predicted model, not a curated record. The transcript has 15 exons.